GUUCUGCAUGUGACCACACAAAGCGCUUAUGGUGUUUAAAACAGCACCGUGGACAGACUGAAGUGGCUUCCGUUCAGAUGAAUAAGAAACAGCCCCACGAUACUUAGACAACCAACCAACCAGUUUGAUUUGGUUCGUCCAGCGGGAACGGGUCUGUCUCUCACGCUGAGCUGAGCUGACAUUUAACAGUGUUUGUUUUAUAUAAUCAUCACCAUCCAGAUGUGCAUCUAAGAAGACGGCGACGGCAUUAAUGGACUUUCCGUUAUUUUUUUGUUUGCGAGCCGACGCUGCCUGGAGUUGUUCUGUCUGGAUACUGUGGAGUUGAUGUUUAAUAGGAAACACCUGUAGCUGAAUCCGCUACACAGUCUCUAAUAUAUUGGACUAUUAUUAGCCACAAACCAACAGAAAUGUUUUGAUACACUAUCUAUUUUCUGCAGGCAGGGAGGGCUGGUCUCUCUGACGCUGUCGGCCAUCUAAUCUCCAAUGCAAAAGAGCGAAGGUAAAGCCAUUUACUGGUCCAUUAAUAUCUAAGCUUCUCUCUCGGCUCUCUGUGCUGCUCGCAGACAGGAACAUGGAUAGAGAGGAAUUCGCUGUGACAAGAGCUUUGACUGGAUUCGUGUGGAUGGUGUUCUCUUGUCCAAACUAAAAACUAAUAUAAAAAAAGACAGUGGAAUCGAGCUCAACAACCGACCACGGUGCGUCUGGCGGUUCGCGAUCAUCAUCCUUUUUUGUUGUUGUUGCGCACCGCUUUUAAAAAAAUUAAUUGAAUGCAUUUUUAAUGUAGCCGGGGGAGAUCAGAGGUGGGCUUAUAUUUGAAUUAAAAAACAACCAUGGGGGGCACAGAUGAGUGUAAAACCAUGCUGGAUGCUCUGAACAAAGUCACAGCGUGCUACAGGCACCUGGUCAUCGCGCUGGGCAGCACAUCGGACUCUCAGAACCUGCGCGAGGAACUCAAGAAGACCCGGAAGAAAGCCCAGGAGCUCGCUGUGGCCAACCGGAAUAAACUAACCGAGUUGCUCAAAGACAAGACCACCAGCAAGGACGACCGGGCUGAGUAUGAGAGGCUAUGGGUGCUGUUCACCAGCAGCAUGGAGCUACUGGAAGUGGACAUGAAGCGGAGCUUGGAGAUAGGGCAGGAGUUCCCCCUCAAGGUGCCCACCAGACACCUCAUCCAGACGGGCAUGACCGGCAGCACCACCACGGUGGCCGCCAGGGCCAUGUCUGUGCAGAACAUGAAGUACGACGCGGACAGCAACAUCGACACUGCCGACCUGAAGGAGCUCCAGGCUGAGAUCACCCAGGUGGGCCAGAUGAUGGAGGAGAUGGAGAUGAAGGUGCAGGUGGCUCCGUGGGCCGUGGAGGCCAAGCAGGAGGCCGGCGCCGAGCUCAAAUCCACCCUGAGCGUCGGGAACUCCUCCGUGGGCGUCAUUUCCAUCUGUGAAGAGGAGCCCAAGGACGAGAUAGAUGAAGGGGGUGACAAUAACGGAAUGAUCACAUGCAUCGCUGGAUUCAUAUUCGUUGCUAUUGUAGUAAUCGCCGGGAUUCUAGGAUACUUCGUAAUCGGUGGAUAGGAUACUUAGUUCUGGACGUUUUGAGCCAGCCUGGGAAUACUUCACAGAUAAACAGCGGGCGCAGCUCAGAGACAGAUACAGCCCGGGAUGGACACUAGGCAGGUUAUAUGCCCGGAGAAACGGCUCUGUUGUUGAGGAGAGAGAGACUAGCACGAGGAGCUGUCGAGGUGAUGAAAACUGUUACGUCUGCAUCCCAAAUGGCACCGAUUCCACAUAUAGUCCUCUACUUUAGACCAGAGCCACUACAAGGCGUUAUUCCCCAUAUAGUCCUCUACUUUAGACCAGAGUCACUACAAGGCGUUAUUCCACAUAUAGUCCUCUACUUUAGACCAGAGUCACUACAAGGCUUUAUUCCACAUAUAGUCCUCUACUUUAGACCAGAGUCACUACAAGGCUUUAUGCCACAUAUAGUCCUCUACUUUAGACCAGAGUCACUACAGGGAUUUAUUCCACAUAUAGUCCUCUACUUAAGACCAGAGUCACUACAAGGCUUUAUUCCACAUAUAGUCCUCUACUUUAGACCAGAGUCACUACAAGGCUUUAUUCCACAUAUAGUCCUCUACUAUAGAUGAGUAGGUUCUCCUCAUAGCUAGAGCAGAGGGAGGGUUUUGUCAACAGGGGGUAGAUGAGUAGGUUCUCCUCAUAGCUAGAGCAGAGGGAGGGUUUUGUCUACAGGGGGUAGAUGAGUAGGUUCUCCUCAUAGCUAGAGCAGAGGGAGGGUUUUGUCUACAGGGGGUAGAUGAGUAGGUAAUCCUCAUAGCUAGAGCAGAGGGAGGGUUUUGUCAACAGGGGGUAGAUGAGUAGGUUCUCCUCAUAGCUAGAGCAGAGGGAGGGUUUUGUCUACAGGGGGUAGAUGAGUAGGUUCUCCUCAUAGCUAGAGCAGAGGGAGGGUUUUGUCAACAGGGGGUAGAUGAGUAGGUUCUCCUCAUAGCUAGAGCAGAGGGAGGGUUUUGUCUACAGGGGGUAGAUGAGUAGGUUCUCCUCAUAGCUAGAGCAGAGGGAGGGUUUUGUCUACAGGGGGUAGAUGAGUAGGUCCUCCAGUGGCAGGCAGGUAGCACUGUUCACUCGCCUCGCAGUCCCAGCUGUCUGACUGCCUUGUACAAGAUGCAGUUCAUUACUACGUUCCCACUAACUCAAUGAUGUCAGCCAGCACACAUCUUCAGAGGAAUCCUCAGACUGAGCAUUGAAUUCAUCCCUGCCAGCUUGCAGUCCUCCUCAGGGGUCAGGAGACCAUAAAAACAAGCAAAAGAUGUGGUGGGGUAUUCAAACCAAAACACACUAGCUAACUAGCUAACUAGCAUUGUUAACUAGUAUUGUUGAAAGAACUGAUUUUCCAUCACAUUCACAGGUAGGAAACACAUUGAUUUUACCCAGACUUAGUCUAUACCCAUUGAGCUAUUCAAAACCAAAAAUAAAAUCAAACUAUUCAAACUAAAAAAAACAAAUAAAAAUGAUUAAAUAUUAACUAAAUGUACCGGAGCUCUCUGCCUAGGCGACCUCACAGCGCCAUGGCAACAUGUGUAGAAUGGCAGGGAAUUUGUUCUCUGCCUCAUGGCAACAAAAAUACAUCCUCUAAAGUAGUGCACUAUAUAGGGAAUAGGGUUCCAUAUGGCUCUGGUCUAAAGUAGUACACUAUAUAGGGAAUAGGGUUCUAUAGGGCUCUGGUCUAAAGUAGUGCACUAUAUAGGGAA
Oncorhynchus gorbuscha (pink salmon) is the source of this 3262-nucleotide messenger RNA. RefSeq names its product regulator of G-protein signaling 9-binding protein-like. Gene Ontology annotation, biological process: G protein-coupled receptor signaling pathway; detection of light stimulus involved in visual perception. The transcript has a single exon. Gene Ontology annotation, cellular component: neuron projection; photoreceptor outer segment. Lineage: Eukaryota; Metazoa; Chordata; Actinopteri; Salmoniformes; Salmonidae. The record is from RefSeq and is a predicted model, not a curated record. Bases 831 to 1571 code for a protein of 246 amino acids.